AUUCUGCCCCGGAAGUAUACGUUGUUACACGGGAAGAGAUACAGCGACUUCUAAUGCGAAUUCGUUUCCCACAGCAACUAAUUUUUCAUUCCGGUUUGAGCAGUAAACAUGGCAAAUAGGACUGUUAAAGAUGCAAACAGUAUACAUGGAACAAAUCCACAAUAUUUGGUAGAAAAAAUUAUUCGUACUCGAAUUUAUGAAUCAAAAUAUUGGAAAGAAGAAUGCUUUGGACUGACUGCCGAACUUGUCGUUGACAAAGCCAUGGCGCUGAAGUUUGUCGGAGGAGUCUAUGGAGGAAAUAUCAAACCUACACCGUUUCUGUGUCUCACUCUGAAGAUGCUACAGAUCCAGCCAGAAAAAGACAUCAUUGUAGAAUUCAUCAAGAAUGAGGAUUUCAAGUAUGUCCGCUUGCUAGGGGCAAUGUACAUGAGGUUGACUGGGACAUCAGUGGAUUGCUACAAAUACCUGGAACCACUGUACAACGACUACCGAAAAAUCAAGAGUCAGAACCGAAAUGGAGAGUUUGAGCUGCAACAUGUAGAUGAGUUCAUUGAUGAACUGCUACACGCUGAGAGAAUGUGUGACAUCAUCCUUCCCAGGCUUCAGAAAAGGCAGGUCCUUGAGGAGGCGGAGUUGUUAGACACACGCAUCAGUGCCCUAGAAGAGGACCUGGAUGAAGUGGAGACCAGUGACGAGGAAGACGAAGAAGAGGAGAAGCCAGAGAGAGUUCAGACCCCGGAGCCCCACAGACGGAGUUAUCGGGACAACGACCGCCCUCGCCGUUCGCCCUCUCCACGCUACAGACGCAGCCGUUCACCCAGACGGAGGAGCAGAUCACCCAAGAGACGAAGCCCAUCCCCCAGACGAGAGCGCCACCGCAGCAAAAGUCCCCGUCGCCACCGCAGCCGCUCCCGAGAGAGACGUCACCGCUCAAAGUCCCCAGGCCAUCACAGAAGCCACAGGCAUCGCAGUCACUCCAAAUCCCCAGAGAGGAGUUCAAAAAAGAGCCACAAGAAGAGUCGAAGAGGGAACGAGUGACCCAUUUUUGUAUUUUCUUCUUGGACAUUUCAUCUUUUUGACUUGGAAGUUAAUGUGGCAAAAUGUUUACAUCUGUGUAUGGAAUCGCUGGUAUUUUGUAUUUAAUUUUGGAAACUGAUAGCAUUUUUUUUUAUACACUGCUCAAAAAAAUAAAGGGAACACUAAAAUAACA
Messenger RNA from Salmo salar (Atlantic salmon), 1210 nucleotides. RefSeq names its product pre-mRNA processing factor 38A (gene prpf38a). The record is from RefSeq and is a predicted model, not a curated record. Lineage: Eukaryota; Metazoa; Chordata; Actinopteri; Salmoniformes; Salmonidae.